GAAAGAAAUAACUUGAAAAGGAAACUCGAAAUGAAGUACGAAAAACCCACAGUUUGUGUUCUUGAUGCUUCAACCUACGUUGGCUUCUGGAUUCUCAAAGGAUUACUUGCUCGAGGCUUCAUAGUUCACGCUGCUACCCAGAAAAAUGGUGAAAUAGAGAUUCAGAAGAGAAUUAAGGAAAUGGAGAAAGAAGAAGAGAGAUUGGCAGUUUUCUCUGUUGAUGUUUUGGAUUAUCAUAGCAUUCUUUUGGCUUUGAAAGGUUGCUCUGCUGUGUUCUGUUGUCUAGACAGUCCCGAAGGAUAUGGUGAAACAAUGGUGAACUUGGAGGUGAGAGGAGCAAUCAAUAUAAUUGAAGGAUGUGCGCAGACAGAGAGCGUGGAGAAGAUUGUGUUCACUUCUUCACUGGCUGCAGCAGUAUGGAGAGAGGACAUUUCUUCUGAGAAGGCUGUGGAUGAAAAGUCAUGGAGUAAUCCUGAAUUUUGCAGGAAAUUGAAGUUAUGGUAUGCGCUAGCAAAGACGCUAUCGGAACAAGCUGCUUGGGCUCUGUCAAUGGACCGGACUCUUAACAUGGUGUCUAUAAAUUCAGGACUAGUCCUUGGGCCCGAUGUCGCACAACAAAAUCCUCGGCCGACUAUGUCAUACCUUAACGGAGCAGCUCAAAUGUAUGAAAAUGGUCUACUAGCAUUUGUUGACGUGGACUUUCUUGCAAAUAUUCAUAUUCGAGCUUUGGAGGACCAGUCUUCUUGCGGGAGAUAUUUCUGUUACAGUCAUGUAGUGAAAACUGAGGAUGAAGCUGUUAAGCUUGCACAAAGCUUAAGUCCUUUGCUAUCUCUACCACCAAGGUAUCAUUACGAUGGUAGUGAAGCAUAUAUAGAGCGAUUGAGGACCAAGAAAUUGAGGAAGCUGGUUGAGGGAGCUGCUUAUUAAGACGAGAUGUUAACUCUUGAAUCUUGAUCAUAAUUGUAAUUUUGAGAUGUAUUUCCCUUAGUUUACCUGUUUCCGAGAAGAGAGAGAGGGUUAACUUUCUAUGAUAUUUGAAUAUCACAUCCAAAAUAAAAUAGCAAAAUAUAAAACCCUUAUAAAUACAAUGACAAUGUCCCAUUUCUCAAUGUAGGAUUCAU
This is a messenger RNA of Argentina anserina (silverweed cinquefoil), 1121 nucleotides long. Its product is annotated as cinnamoyl-CoA reductase-like SNL6. Bases 31 to 927 code for a protein of 298 amino acids. The record is from RefSeq and is a predicted model, not a curated record. NCBI's taxonomy places the organism in Eukaryota, Viridiplantae, Streptophyta, Magnoliopsida, Rosales, Rosaceae. Gene Ontology annotation, molecular function: oxidoreductase activity, acting on the CH-OH group of donors, NAD or NADP as acceptor. The transcript is spliced from 6 exons.